AUAUAUUCCUUUUUUCUUACAGCUCUCAUGUCUGUCCCAGUGACAGGCAAGGCAUGCCACUUCACUUUCUCGUACAACCAAUAAAUCUAUGUCUUUUUCUUUUUCUUUUUAACUUCAUUUUUUUUUCUUUUGCUUUGGGGUCUGACACAAGAUUUUAGUGAAUGGAUUUCUGGCAUGGAAAGCAGGAAAUAAUGGGGUUUUUCUGUGAUCUAACACUUCCAAUUCGAACUUAGUUUUUUUUUUCUUCUUCUGAUAACACUAGCAGUUGAAACUUGAAACUCAACCUUAAAAAACUGUCUUGUUCCCUUGGUUUCUUGUUUUCUCUCUGGUGAAGUUCAAAAUAAUAAUGGGAAUGAGAAGAAGAGAAAUGGGUUUUUAUUUCUUGGCUUUCUUAUGGUUUUGGGUUCCUAUAAACGGAUUGCUUUCUCCUAAAGGGGUAAACUAUGAAGUGCAAGCUUUAAUGGCUAUAAAGGAUGCUUUGCAUGAUCCUCAUGGUGUUCUUGAUAAUUGGGAUGCCGAUGCUGUUGAUCCAUGUAGUUGGGCAAUGGUUACUUGUUCACCUGAAAGCCUAGUCAUUGGCCUGGGAAGUCCAAGCCAGAAUCUAUCUGGUACUUUAUCUCCAAGCAUUGGGAACUUGACAAAUCUCCGGAUUGUGCUGUUGCAGAAUAAUAACAUAACUGGACCAAUUCCUUCAGAACUGGGGAAGCUCUCAAAGAUUCAAACACUUGAUCUCUCUGAUAAUUCCUUUACUGGGGAAAUUCCUACAUCUUUAGGCAACCUAAGGAGCCUUCAAUACAUGAGGCUAAACAACAACAGUCUCUCUGGUGCAUGCCCAUUGGCUUUGGCUAACAUGACUCAGCUUGCCUUCCUGGACUUGUCAUACAACAAUCUGAGUGGACCAGUGCCCAGAUUUGCUGCCAAAACCUUCAGCAUAGUGGGGAAUCCUAUAAUCUGUGCUACUGGAGCUGAACCAGAAUGCCAUGGGAUGACAUUGAUGCCAAUGUCCAUGAACUUGAACAACUCACAAGAUGCUCAGCCUUCCAGCCAAACCCGAAGUCAUAAAAUAGCCAUUGCUUUCGGUUCAAGCAUCGGAUGCGUGUCUCUGAUGUUUCUUAUACUUGGGAUACUAUUAUGGUGGAGAAGAAGGCGGAACGAACAGAUGUUUUUUGAUGUUAAAGAUCGGCAUCACGAAGAAGUGUCCCUCGGAAACUUAAGGAGGUUCCAAUUCAGGGAACUUCAGGUUGCAACACAUAACUUCAGCAGCAAGAAUAUACUAGGCAAAGGCGGUUUCGGGAAUGUGUACAAGGGAGUUCUGCAAGACGGAACAAUAGUAGCCGUUAAGAGGCUUAAAGACGGUAGUGCCGCUGGUGGAGAGAUUCAAUUCCAGACUGAAGUUGAGAUGAUCAGCCUUGCAGUGCACCGCAAUCUGCUUCGGCUUUACGGAUUUUGCAUAACUCCUACAGAGAAACUUCUUGUUUAUCCGUACAUGUCCAACGGUAGUGUCGCAUCUCGUCUCAAAGGAAAACCAGUGUUGGAUUGGAGCACAAGGAAGAGAAUUGCUCUAGGAGCUGGCAGGGGAUUGCUAUACCUUCAUGAGCAAUGUGAUCCGAAGAUAAUCCAUCGGGAUGUCAAAGCAGCGAAUAUAUUGCUGGAUGAUUAUUGCGAGGCAGUGGUUGGAGAUUUCGGGCUAGCGAAGCUUUUGGAUCACCACGAUUCACAUGUUACAACUGCAGUGAGAGGCACUGUGGGACAUAUUGCUCCAGAGUACCUCUCCACAGGCCAGUCUUCGGAUAAAACGGAUGUGUUCGGAUUUGGAAUUCUCCUCCUUGAGUUAAUCACAGGUCAAAGAGCACUAGAAUUUGGCAAGGCUGCUAACCAGAAAGGAGCAAUGCUUGAUUGGGUAAGGAAAAUUCAUCAUGAAAAGAAACUUGAAGUGCUAGUUGACAAGGAUCUUAAGAACAACUACGACCGGAUCGAGCUCGAAGAGAUGGUUCAAGUAGCAUUGUUAUGCACACAAUACCUUCCAGGCCAUAGGCCGAAAAUGUCGGAAGUGGUCCGAAUGCUUGAAGGUGACGGCUUAGCGGAACGAUGGGAAGCUUCACAAAGAGCCGAAUCAACCAAAUGCAAGCCUCCUCAUGAAUUCUCAUCGUCGGACCGAUAUUCCGAUCUCACCGACGACUCAUCAUUACUCGUUCAAGCCAUGGAACUGUCUGGACCAAGGUGAAGCAGAACCAACCCCUUAGAAAACGUAACUAUAAAUCUUUUCUUCUUUUCUUUCCGGAGAUCUCAGUGAGACUUAGAAAAUUAUAGCUAAAACUCCUAUAGUUGCAUAAUAGUGGGAUAGCAUAGGAUCAAAGGGCUUUGAUUUUUUUGGUUUUGUUUUUUUACUGCAAGUGUACAGAUUUUAUGUCUAAGAAGACAUUAUUGAAGAUCUGAGAGACUGUAUUGUGGAUUUUUUGUGUAAGAUCAAACAUUCUUCAAUGGGGUCUUUGGCUGUAAUUUUAAAAAUUAUAUUGUAGAGGUUCUUAUGCUUAUGUAACUUUAUUCCUCCCUUUAAUCUAAUUACCUUAUUUAGUUA
Gossypium raimondii (Peruvian cotton) is the source of this 2578-nucleotide messenger RNA. Its product is annotated as protein NSP-INTERACTING KINASE 1. NCBI's taxonomy places the organism in Eukaryota, Viridiplantae, Streptophyta, Magnoliopsida, Malvales, Malvaceae. Gene Ontology annotation, biological process: protein phosphorylation. The transcript is spliced from 11 exons. The record is from RefSeq and is a predicted model, not a curated record. Bases 347 to 2224 code for a protein of 625 amino acids. Gene Ontology annotation, molecular function: protein binding; ATP binding; protein kinase activity.